GUGGCACUUAGUCACCGGCCCGCCCCCGCCCGAGCUCCAGGCCGCCGCAGCCCUAGCUCCCUGCUCCGCCCGCACGCUCAGGUCGCCGGCUCUGCUCGGGUCGCCCGCGUCGUCAGGCCCGCAGCCUCGGCGCCCGGCCGGCCGCAGCAGCACCGGUCUCGCGGAGCGGCGCCAUGGCCCUGUCCCAGGUGCAGUGUCUGGACGACAGCCACGUGAACUGGCGCUCGAGCGAGGCCAAGCCCGAGUUCUUCUACAGCGAGGAGCAGCGGCUGGCGCUGGAGGCCCUGGUGGCCCGCGGCCGGGAGGCUUUCUACGAGGUGCUGCAGCGCGAGAACAUCCGCGACUUCCUGUCGGAGUUGGAACUCAGGCGCAUCUUGGAGACCAUCGAGGUGUACGACCCGGGCUCGGAGGAUCCUCGGGGCACCGGCCUCGCCCGGGGGCACCAGGACAGCGGGGUUGGUCACUGUGCGGAGGAGGCCAGCGGAGUGGGCGGAACCCCUGCCGAGGCCGAGCCGCCCCCCUCGCUGGAGUACUGGCCCCAGAAGUCCGACCGCUCCAUCCCGCAGCUGGACCUGGGCUGGCCCGACACCAUCGCCUACCGCGGAGUGACGCGGGCCAGCGUGUACAUGCAGCCCCCCAUGGAGGGGCAGGCCCAUAUCAAAGAGGUGGUGCGCAAGAUGAUCAGCCAGGCCCAGAAGGUGAUAGCUGUGGUCAUGGACAUGUUCACUGAUGUGGACAUCUUCAAGGACCUGCUGGAUGCUGGCUUCAAGAGGAAGGUGGCCGUGUACAUCAUCGUGGACGAGAGCAAUGUCAAGUACUUCCUGCACAUGUGUGAGCGGGCCCGCAUGCACCCGGGGCACCUCAAGAAUCUCAGGGUGCGCAGCGGUGGGGGAACUGAGUUCUUCACCCGGUCGGCCACCAAGUUCAGAGGCGCCCUGGCCCAGAAGUUCAUGUUUGUGGACGGAGACCGAGCAGUGUGCGGCUCCUACAGCUUUACAUGGUCGGCUGCGAGGACGGACCGGAACGUGAUCUCUGUGCUGUCCGGCCAAGUGGUGGAGAUGUUUGACCGGCAGUUCCAGGAGCUGUAUCUCAUGUCACAGGGUGUCAGCCUCAAGGACAUCCCCAUGGAGAAGGAGCCGGAGCCGGAGCCUGUUGUGCUGCCUGCUGUGGUCCCCCUGGUGCCUGCAGGCUCUGUGGCUAAGAAGCUGGUCAACCCCAAGUACGCAUUGGUCAAGGCCAAGAGCGUUGAUGAGAUUGCCAAGACCUCUUCCUCUGAGAAGCAGGCGGCCCAGAUGCCCCCAGGACUGCGGGGCCCUGCCCUGGCUGAGCGGCCAGGUGACCCCCCUGAGUUGCCACUGCCUGUCCACCCAGGACUGCUCAACCUAGAGAGGGCCAACAUGUUCGACUACCUGCCCACAUGGGUGGAGCCAGACCCCGAGCCUGGCAGUGACAUCCUGGGCUACAUUAACAUCAUCGACCCCAGCAUUUGGAACCCCCAGCCCAGCCAGAUGAACCGCAUCAAGAUCCGCGACACGGCCCAUGCCAGCACCCAGCACCAGCUGUGGAAGCAGAGUCAGGAGGCCCGCCCCUCCCCAGGGCCCAGCAACCCCAAAGACAAGGUUCCAGCUGAGAAUGGCUUCCCCCAGGAGGACCUUGAGCCACAGCCUCCAGUGCCCAAGCCCCGGACGGUCCCUGUGGCAGAGCUACUUGCACAGGAUGGCAAAGAUGGUGAUCUGCUUGCCCAGGAUGGUGUUGACUGGGCCCUGGAGGAGACAACCCCAAAUGGGACAGACCUUGGAGUGUCCAGGACAGUGGACUCAGACCAGGCCCUGCUCCAGCAGCACCUGUCUGUGACCCAGGAUGACCCUAAUGGCCUGGGAGCAGGGCUCCCAAAUGGGCUGGAUGGGGAAGAGGAGGAGGAAGAUGAUGAUGACUAUGUGACCCUCAGUGACCAGGACAGCCUCUCAGGCAGCUCCAGCUGUGGCCCUGGUCCCCGGCGGCCCUCGGUGGCCUCUUCCAUGUCAGAUGAAUACUUCGAGGUAAGGGAGCGCUCAGUCCCUCUCCGGAGGCGCCACUCAGAGCAGAUGACCAAUGGGCCAGCCCAACUACCCCACCGACAGCUGAGUGCCCCCCACAUAACCCGAGGGACCUUUGCUGGACCCCAGACUGGCUCCCCGUGGGCACAAGGUCGAGCGAAAGAAGAGUCAGACACAUCGAGGAGGACGCAGGCCCAGCGCUCUGGGGACAAGGAGGCACAGGGCCAGCACCUCCACCGCUAUGGGGGCCCUGCCUCGAAGACCCCAGGACCCCCCCGCUACCGCCCUGCUGCUGAUGGCACCCAGAGCUCUCCAAGGAAAGCUGGCCUGGUUAUGGGAGGGCCCCACCCCUGGCAGCCCAAGACUGGCCCAAUAGCCCGUGUACUGCCCAAUCCUGGGAGCCCAAGGCCAGCGCGGAACACCUACAUCCUGGCUGAUGGCAGGGCUGCUGAUGAGUAUCCAAGUCCCUUCGGAAUCCCGUACUCCAAACUGUCCCAGUCAAAGCACCUAAAGGCCAAGUCAAGUGGCAGCCAGUGGGCCUCAUCCGAUUCUAAGCGGAGGGCCCAGGCCCCCCGGGACCAAAAGGACCCCUAG
Molecule: messenger RNA, 2630 nt
Organism: Chinchilla lanigera (long-tailed chinchilla)
Lineage: Eukaryota; Metazoa; Chordata; Mammalia; Rodentia; Chinchillidae
Gene: Sack1g
Product: family with sequence similarity 83, member G
Exons: 6
Coding region: 174-2630 (818 amino acids)
Biological process (GO): BMP signaling pathway
Cellular component (GO): cytosol; nucleus
Source: RefSeq, a predicted model, not a curated record